CCCUAGUCCUAACCUAUAACCUGAUAUAUGUGAUCGGAGAAAGCAAACGAGAGCAAGAUGAAAACAAAAUAAGGGCUGAGAGAGAAAGAGAUGGAGAAGGAAGAAAGUGCAAUUGCUUCAGUAAGAGAUGAUGAAACCCAGAAUCAAGCCAACAAGAAUUUAAAUAACAGAGGAGGAGCAGCAACAAACAAUCCAAAUCUGAAUAAUACUAAAGGGAAAUCUUGUAAAGGGUGUCUUUAUUAUUCAUCCUCCUUUAAAUCUCAGUCUCGUAACCCUCUCUGUGUUGGCAUAUCUCGUUCUCUCCCCCAAGUACCUCAAAACAUUGUGGGAAAAUCUGAGGUGGAAGCUCAUGAAAAGGGGAGGGACUUUGCAGAUUUCAGAUAUGGUUGUGUUGGAUACUCAGUUUACUCAGAUAGGAAAGGUCAAAAAGAUGUGCAAGAUGGAAACUCAGAACUUCCUGCCUGCAUUGGAAUUGAGGUUCUGGUGGACAGAAAAAUAACAGCUGCUGACUCUGUUCCUGCUCAUGCUCAUGCUCAUAACAAGGAUAAUCAUAGAUCGCCACAGCCUCAUACACAAAAACCAGCAGUGUCUGUAGGGGAUGAGUUCUUAAAAAGGUUCACAAGAAAUGCAGGGCUGGUAGCAGCAGGGGUUGCAAAAAAUGUACGGAAAGUAGGCAAUCAGGUCAAAGCAAGUAUUGAUGACAUCCUCUACCCUUACCGUCGACCACCAAAGUAAUGACUAUAAUCUGCGACAAGAUGUAACAGAAUAAGGAGGUGGAUAAUGUAGAAAUGAUCUUUGCUGAGUGCAACUUUGUUUUUCGUUGUAUUUAUUUGUAAUUUACUUUCCAACAGUCAUAUUUAUCCAUAUUUGGCAUUUGCUCACUUUGUACCAAAAUAAGUUUCAGCUUAAAAGAGCAAAAGAGUAUGAAUUUUCAUUGUUUGAA
Molecule: messenger RNA, 943 nt
Organism: Daucus carota subsp. sativus
Lineage: Eukaryota; Viridiplantae; Streptophyta; Magnoliopsida; Apiales; Apiaceae
Exons: 5
Coding region: 91-735 (214 amino acids)
Source: RefSeq, a predicted model, not a curated record